Bursaphelenchus okinawaensis is the source of this 3619-nucleotide messenger RNA. The record is from the annotation of a GenBank genome assembly. NCBI's taxonomy places the organism in Eukaryota, Metazoa, Nematoda, Chromadorea, Rhabditida, Aphelenchoididae.
AUGGCGACAGAGUUGUUGACCAACAUGUUCGACAACACUCCAACAACAGAGUUGAACAGUAAAGACCAUUGGAUACGAUUAGAGCAGCUUCAACGUCAUUCCGAAGACAAGGAUUCGCUCAUCCGGAAUUUGGAGACGAUUAUCGAUGAACUCGAAGGAGAAUUGGGGUUUUUGAGGAAAAAACACAACGGUAAGCUUGUUUUUGUUGUAGACUUACCAUAGUAAAAAAGGCUUUGUCGAAAUUUCACAUUUCUUCAAAGUUUAGUGGUUUGGAAGAAGAGUUGACGCAAAAAUAAAUGUUGCGUCAAGUCUUUCUCUAAAUAUUGUUAUUGGUAAAACAACUUGUUGACCGACUUCUCAGCUAAUAAAACAUUGUAAAAAUUCUUUUUUUACUAUUCAUAAUUUUACUUUUUACAGAAUCAGAAGAACUGCUAGAUGAAGAUGGAAACAAACGCGUUCUCAAAGGCAUCUCUUACCUAUCAGUGGAUUUUGGCCGGCUUUCGGCCGAAAACCUCGAACUUAGAUCUCAACUACGUCAAGCACACCUCGAGCUACGUAUGAUACGCGAAAAGAACAUGAAAACAAUGCAUUAUUCGACGUUACCAAUCAGUGUGGAUAGUGCGAUUCAAACGGACACGGAAAGUUGGAGUGGUGCUACAACUCCAUCGAUCCCAGCUGACCCUAUCAGUGAUGAAACACAGCUUUUGGCAUUGAGACAACAGUUACAGGUUUGUUUAGGUUUUCAGGUUGAUUUUCGUUAGUUUGAAAAAAGGUUGAAUUGAAAAUGGCAUGGUUUUUAAAAAAUAGCGAAAGAUGUGGGAUGGUUAAUACAAUUUGGUGUUUUUGCAUAAAAUUAGUAUUGAAAUUUUAAAAAUAUGACUUGCUUUAGUUGGUAAAGUUAUAUAUUGAUGUUGUAAAGUUCGUUUUAUUUCGUUUAAAAAAGGUUGCUUAUUGAAAAUGGCAUGGUUUUUAAAAAUCUGCGGAAGGGAUGGUUAAUAUAUUUUAACGUUUUGGCGACAUAUUGUAUUUUAAUUAAAGAAAUUGGUUUAUUUUUAGUUACUUAGUAUAUAAUAAAAGUUUAAAAACGUAUUUGAUGUUGUUUGAGAUAGAUUUUGACUUACAAACAACAAGGUUGUUCAAGACAUCUAAAAGCUCUUGUGGUGAACAUAAUCUGAUGUUUUUACUGAAAAUUCUUUUGUAAUUCUUCCAUUUUCAGUUGAUCAAUGAAGAAAACAGCAACUUGACAUUGUUUGCCAAGGAUUUAAAACGGGAAUUGAAUGAUACGUUUGAGAAUCUGCGAUGUUCAUUAGCCAUGGAGAUACCUAAACAUUUUUCCAAAAUUCAGAAGCGUUUUCAAGAAGAAGUGGAGUUGAGAAGGGCUCUACAUAAUGCUUUAAUUGAGCUACGAGGUAUGCACUUUGUUGUUAUGUUUUCAGGUACAAAGGUGUUUGGAGUUUUUGCACGGUGCAAAUUUAAAAAAUUUAAAAUUUGUAUCAAAAUUUGAUUUGAAAUUGAUUAUAAAAUGUAAUUUUUGAAAUUUUAGGUAACAUUCGAGUUUUCUGUCGAGUAAAGCCCGGCCCAUCCGGAGUUGUGACUCUGGAUCCGCUUGAUGUAGAUGUGAUAACGAUUAACAUUGACAAUACUAAUAAGAGGUUCUUGUUUGACAAAAUUUUUGGUCAAGAGGCUAGCCAAGCGGAUGUGUUUGAUGAAGUCAGUCCGUUGGUUCAGAGCUGUUUGGAUGGCAAAAAUGUGUCGAUAUUUGCGUAUGGGCAUACUGGGAGUGGCAAGACUUUCACUAUGGAGGUAGGAUGCUCUACUGUAUCUAUAAUCUAACCCUUUUUUUGUUCUUUUUAUGCCUUACUGUUGGCUUUAAUUCAGCUCUACUGCGAUCUAAAUCUAUCCUAUUACCCUACCCAAUAAUAUUUUAAAAUCAUUGCAAAAACUUUCUUUACAGGGCCCCGAAUCCGACCCAGGGAUAAGUCGUCGAGUCGGUCAAGAAAUCUUUGCCCUCUUGGAAGAAAAGUCCGAAUACAUUGAGUGUAAUGUGACAGCAUCGAUCAUUGAAAUCUACAACGAAAAGAUUCGUGAUCUCCUAGAAUCCGACUCCACAUCGUCACAGAAGGUGCAAGUCCGAACGGAUUCAGAAGGCCGAGCCGAAGUUCGUGGAGUUCAAAGAGUCGAGAUCAGCUCGGUUAAAGAUCUACAUGAAUUGAUCAAAAUCGGCCAUAAAAAUCGAUCAACGGCUACAACAGCCCUAAAUGAAGCCUCGAGUAGAAGCCACGCUCUUGUGAUGUUAACAUUGAAGAUGACUGAUAAAGACUCGGGCAAUGAAUGGACUGGAAGGCUGAAUUUGGUUGACUUGGCUGGCAGUGAACGUGUAGCUAGAAGUCAAGUGGUUGGAGCUCAAUUGAAUGAGGCCAAGUUCAUCAACAAGUCUCUGUCUGAACUGGGCAAUGUUGUUUUGGCGUUAAGGAAGAAUCUACCGCAUGUUCCAUUUAGAAAUUGCUUAUUGACGAGGAUUCUGGAGGAUUCUUUGGGUGAGUUAAGGUUUUGGGAAUUUGAAAAGGGCCAGGCUUGCCGAAAGAAUUUUAACUCAAGCUAUGUCUGCCCUAUCUCUGCUUUAGUCUUGCUCUUGGCUUUCCCUAGCCCUGCACUAGCCCUGCCUUAGACCUGCCCUAGCCCUGCCCUAGCCCUGCCCUAGCCCUGUCCUGGCCCUGCCCUAGCCCUGCCCUAGCCCUGCCUUAGCCCUGCCCUAGCCCUGCCCUAGCCCUGCCCUAGCCCUGCCCUAGCCCUGCCCUAGCCCUGCCCUAGCCCUGCCCUAGCCCUGCCCUAGCCCUGCCCUAGCCCUGCCCUAGCCCUGCCCUAGCCCUGCCCUAGCCCUGCCCUAGCCCUGCCCUAGCCCUGCACUAGCCUUGCCCUAGCUUUGCCCUAGCCCUGCUUUAGCCCUGCCCAGCCUAGGCACUAGCUUUAGCCCUACCCUGAGCUUGCUUAACUUCGAUUCUUUGGGUAAGUUAAGGGCUUGGGAAUUUGAAAAGGAUCAGGCUUGCCGAAAGAAUUAUAACUCAAACCACGCUUGUCCUAUCUCUGCCGCAGUCUUGCUCUGGCUUUGCCUUAGCCCUGCCCUAGCCUUGCCCUAGCCUUGCCCCAGCCUUGCCCUAGCCCUGCCCUAGCAUUAGCCUUGCCUUAGCCCUGCCAUAGCCUGCCCUAGUCCUGCCCUAUCCCUAGCCCUGCUCUAACUCUUCUUUAGCCCUGCCGAAGGCUUAACUUUGCCCUAGUUCUGCCAUGUCUCAAAAGUUGCACCCGGCUUUUAGUAUAUUUGAUAGGCAUCUUAUGGAUUUUUUGUCUAAAACUUAAAACGUAUCAAAAGUUAGUGUUGCUCCAGCCAAAAAUCAAAAGAUUAAAAGCCAUCAUAACUCAAAACCCACAGAUUAUAAUCCAAUAUUAUCUUACCUACAAACUUUCAGUCGGUGACAGUAAAACCCUUCUGAUUCUGCAAGUCACGACUGACGAAAGCAGCGCCAAGGAAACGCUGAGUUCUCUGAAUUUCGCCGAAAAGAUCUCCAACAUUACUCGUCGGCCCAAGUGCGCCGCCGUCCAACGCCGCUCUAACCUGGUCUAG